ACGGACGCACCGCAGUCACGCAUCGAACCCCCACAUCAUUCGCCGUCACUGACAGGCGAGAAACGUCAAGGUGGUAAAGUGCAUGACCAGCAAUAACAGAGUUUGGUGACUAGGCGUUUAAUCAUACAAUUUAAACAAAUAACACUGGAUUACACUACACUCGUUUGCAAGGAACACUUCAAAUCAAUUUAUAGCUUCGCGCAGGUAUUGAUUCGUGGCGUAAACCUAAUUCGUCUGCUAAAUUGAGCAGUUUCACAGUUAGUGCCUAAUAAUACUUGAAACAGGUAACAGUAAGUGCUAGCAAUACCGUACGGCACCCGAAUUUGGACUGAACACAAAUAAUUACUAAAAAGGCAUUAAACGGAUAAUUUAACGUUCUGUAAUACACCGUUGAAAUUACCGGAAGCUUCGUCGUUUUCUUUCUUGUUUCGGCAACAAAUUAAAUUAUCCGUUUAGUUCGAAAUGUCGGUCAAUAGUGUAGCGAGCGCUAAUAAUACUCAAGAGAUGAGUGGAAGUGUUUCUCAAGGUGAGGGGAAAAAUUGUGGAACGUGUGACCGUACUGAUACGAGUCGGAUGGUGCAAUGUGACUCAUGCGACACCUGGUUUCACUAUGAAUGCGUGAAUGUGAACGACAACAUAGAACAUGAGGACUGGAUUUGCAACAAAUGUAUUAGAAAACAGCUGGAGAAGGAAAGAAUUACCUUGAAGAAUGAAAUUGAGCAGGCCAGGAAGCAGAAAGAGCAGUGGCAGUUACAACAACAGCAAGAGCAACAACUGAAGCAGCAAGAACAGUUAGAGCAGCGUCAAAAACAACAACAGCUAGAGCUGGAGAGGCUCCUACAACUUAAGGAGCAGUCGCAAAGGAUGCACGAGCAAUUUCUGCUGCUUGAUGAGUCCAUUUUAAGUCGUUCAGGGAACCUUACUCAUCCGACCCAGCAAACUGGAGCGAUUCCAAAACAGCCGCUGAUGUCAACACGUUAUGAAACUAAUGCAUUGGCGUUUUCUAGGGCCCAAAUGACGGAUACCUCAAAGGAAAGCGGAAAGGCGUCUAGUAAAGGAUCACAGCGUUCAGCAAGGAGUCGGGAACAGAAGUUAAAGGCGCUAGAAGCUAGGCAAGCUCUAGAACGGAAGCAACUGGAAGAGCGACUACGGUUGGAGGAGCAGUUAUCAGCGCUCAACGAGACGGAUUCGGAAACUACUGAAAGUGUCGAAAAGGUCGAGAAUUGGUUAAAUAAAACUCAUAUUGUCGAAAACGUGUCUUUGGAUGAAACUACGCUGCCCGGUUAUCCAGGAAAGACUCCAAAGUCAGUGAGAAUACAGCUGUCGUCCAAUUCUUCAAAAAACUCGGAUACAAACACGGUGUACCCUUCUCAAACCGUAUGUACCAAUUCUCACGUCAUACCACCUAGAAGCGUAAUUUAUUCUGAUGCAAUUCCCACUGUGCUUCCUCCCCGCGGGUCUCAGUCUUCUGUCGUGAUAACAGGGGUUUCACAGUCGAUUCUGCCGAACGAAAACUUCUUGUCUUCUUCCACGUACAUCCCACCGUCAACUAGCGAAGCAUUUCAAGGUGCAGUAGGUCUUCCACCAAGUGAUCCUGAACAAUCAUAUGUUUCGAGAUGUCCACCAAGUUCUGUCCCAGCACAAAUAUAUCCGCCCGUUUAUACUUCUCAGCAACCGAGGGUAGCCGUUGCACAGCAACACGCUCCUGGAUCUUUGGGGGCCUGGCAACCUGUUUUCGUGAAUUCUAACCCCUACGGCAAUCCGCAUGGUUCCAAUCUGCCUCCGGUAUCAGCAUCGACACCACGACAGUUCUCUUCGUUCCCGCAUUACCACCCAAACGCCGAUGGUCUCUGUAAUACUGAGAACCCGUUGAGUACGGAGCAUCUUGCAGCUAGACACACUGUGACAGAACUGCCUAAAUUUGGUGGAGAUCCGGAGGAAUGGCCAAGGUUCAUUGCAGCGUACGAACGAACCGCAAGGAUGUGCUGUUUUCGAAAUGAUGAGCUUUUGGAUCGUCUCGAAAAAAGUCUGCAAGACAGAGCUCUCAGCACCGUAAAAAGUCUUCUUCUGCAUCCAGACAAUGUUCCUAUCAUCAUACACCGUCUUAGUACCCUGUUUGGAAACCCGGAAACCAUUGUAGACACGAUGAUGAAGAGACCUGUCGGCUAG
Molecule: messenger RNA, 2169 nt
Organism: Uranotaenia lowii
Lineage: Eukaryota; Metazoa; Arthropoda; Insecta; Diptera; Culicidae
Product: probable basic-leucine zipper transcription factor R
Exons: 6
Coding region: 463-2169 (568 amino acids)
Source: RefSeq, a predicted model, not a curated record